CGGCGGCGGAGCGGUAUGCGAUCGUCCCGUAGUGCGGAGACGUGUUGAAGGGCGUCGGAAGAGUCUGGAAACAGCGAACGGGAGCAGAGAGCCGGAGCUGCACCGUGAGCCACAUCGGUGAGUCGCAGCGGAGAGCUCCUGAAGGUGUUGCGGUUCCCGGGCUGAGAUGUGCGCGGCAGGGAGGCGCUGGGGCCGGCGGCAGCGAGCUCUGCUCUGGGCCAUCCUGCUGGCGGCGUGGGAGGCGGCGUGGGGGCAGCUGCGCUACUCGGUGCCCGAGGAGAUGCCCAAGGGCUCGUUCGUGGGCGACGUGGCCAAAGACCUGGGGCUGCAGCUGCCAGAGAAGCGCGAUAAUGCCGCCCGCGUUGUUUCCAAGGGUAGGACACAGUAUUUCUCUCUGCACGAGAAGACGGGACAUUUAGUGACGGCGCAGAGGAUCGACAGAGAGCAACUGUGCGAGCGUGUGCAGCAAUGCGUGCUGCGCUGUGAGCUGAUAGUGGAGGGAGAAAUGAAGUUUUAUGAAAUCGAAGUGGAAAUCACGGACAUUAACGACAACGCCCCCACUUUCAGAGAGGUGCAAAAAGAAUUGAGAGUGAGCGAGAUGACUGCUCCAGGGGCGCGAUUUCCCCUCCGAGAAGCACAAGAUACAGAUUCUGGCCGGAAUUCGCUGCAGAGAUACGAGCUGAGUGGUGACGAGCACUUCUCGCUGGCCGUGCAGGCGGGCCCCGGUGGCGAUCAGCGUCCCGAGCUGGUGCUGGCCAAGGCGCUGGACCGGGAGGAGGCGGCGUUUCACGAGCUGGUGCUGAGGGCGAGUGACGGCGGCGAUCCGGCACGGACGGGCACGGCUCGGAUCCGCGUGACGGUGGUGGAUGCGAACGACAACGCGCCCGUGUUCAGCCAGGCGGAGUACACGGUGCGUGUGCCCGAGGACGUGCCCGUGGGCUCCACCCUCGUCACCGUCACGGCCACUGACGCCGAUGAGGGAGUGAACGGGGAGGUGAAAUACAGCUUCCAUAAAAUUUCGGACCGGGCUUCGGAACUUUUCAAUCUGAACACAGAGUCAGGGAAAAUAACCGUUAAAUAUGGUUUGGACUUCGAGGAAAUCUCAUCCCAUGAACUUGAAAUGCAGGCACAUGACGGAGGAGAGCUCUUUGACACGGCAAAAGUUACUGUCAUAGUGACAGACGUCAAUGACAAUGCGCCCGAGAUUUCGGUACGAUCAGCACUUACUGAAAUUUCCGAAGACUCUGUGCCGGGGACUGUAGUGGCCCUAUUGUAUGUUCAGGAUCUGGACUCGGGGGCGAACGGCGAGGUGCGCUGCUCGCUCGAAGGGGACGUCCCUUUCCGGCUGCAGAGCUCCCACGGCAGCUACUACAGCGUGGUAACAGCGCGAGAGCUGGACCGAGAACAGGUGUCGGAGUACAACGUGACUGUGCGGGCGGCCGACGGCGGGUCGCCGGCACUGCAGAGCAGCGCGGUGCUUCGGCUGCGGGUGCUGGACGUGAACGACAACGCGCCGGUGUUCGCGGAGGAGCGCUACAGCGCGCGUGUGGCGGAGAACAACGCGGCGGGCGCGCUGGUGCUGACGGUGCGCGCGACGGACGCGGACUGGGGGCAGAACGCGCGCGUGCGGUACCGGCUGGGCGAGGGGCGGGUGCGGGGCGCGCCGCUGUCGUCGUACGUGUCGGUGCAGGCGGAGACGGGCGCGCUGUACGCGCUGCGCUCCUUGGACUACGAGCAGGUGCGCGAGCUGCGGCUGUGGGUGCUGGCGGAGGACGGCGGCGCGCCGGCGCUGAGCAGCAACGUGUCGGUGCUGGUGCAGAUCGUGGACGAGAACGACAACGCGCCGCAGGUGCUGUACCCGGCGCCGGCGGCUGCGCUGGGCUCGGGCUCGGGCGGGGCGUGGUCGGGCGUGGAGCUGGCGCCGCGCUGGUCGGAGCCGGGCGCGCUGGUGGCCAAGGUGGUGGCGGUGGACGCGGACGCGGGCCAGAACGCGUGGCUGUCGUACGAGCUGGCCAAGGCGACGGAGCCGGGGCUGUUCCGCGUGGGGCUGCACAGCGGCGAGGUGCGCACGGCGCGCUCGCCGCUGGCCCGCGACGCGGCGCGGCAGAGCCUGGUGGUGGUGGUGAAGGACCACGGGCGGCCGGCGCUGUCGGCCACGGCCACGCUGAGCGUCGUGCUGGCCGAGAGCGUGGCCGAGCUGCUGGCCGAGCUGGGCAGCGCGGCCGACGAGGCGGCGGCGCCGGGCGAGCCGGGUGGGAGCCUGACGCGCUGGCUCGUGCUGGCCGUGGCCGCCGUGUCCUGCCUCUUCCUCGCCUUCCUGCUGCUGCUGCUGGCGCUGCGCCUGCGCCGCUGGCACCGCCAGCAGCUGCUGCCGCCCGCCAGCGGCGCCUUGCGCGGCGUGCCCGUGUCGCACUUCGCGGGCAUCGACGGCGUGCGCGCCUUCCUGCAGUCCUACUCGCACGACGUGUCGCUCACGGCCGACUCGCGCAAGAGCCAGCUGCGCUUCUCGGCCAGCGCCAGCUGCUGCGACACCCUCCCGGCCCGGCCACUGCCCGACGAGCCCGCGCCGCUGCUCGGCGACGAGGACCCUGCCGGCGCCAUCCCCGUGGAUCACACCACUCCCUCGGUGAAAAAAGAGAGACUGUCAUAG
Molecule: messenger RNA, 2650 nt
Organism: Catharus ustulatus (Swainson's thrush)
Lineage: Eukaryota; Metazoa; Chordata; Aves; Passeriformes; Turdidae
Product: protocadherin gamma-A10-like
Exons: 2
Coding region: 167-2650 (827 amino acids)
Biological process (GO): homophilic cell-cell adhesion
Cellular component (GO): plasma membrane
Molecular function (GO): calcium ion binding
Source: RefSeq, a predicted model, not a curated record